Molecule: messenger RNA, 2139 nt
Organism: Ceratitis capitata (Mediterranean fruit fly)
Lineage: Eukaryota; Metazoa; Arthropoda; Insecta; Diptera; Tephritidae
Gene: dah
Product: dystrophin-1
Exons: 9
Coding region: 1-1899 (632 amino acids)
Biological process (GO): synaptic signaling
Cellular component (GO): plasma membrane
Molecular function (GO): zinc ion binding
Source: RefSeq, a predicted model, not a curated record
AUGGACGCAGCAGCAUUAUUUGUGCAGCCGCAGUCGGUUAACGAAAUACCAAAUGGCCAUUGUAGUGACCAAAAGCAACAGUGCGUGCGUGAUUAUUCCAAAAUUUGUGGUAUAAUAUCCUUUGUACAGGACGAGCAUGCCGCUUAUAAAUACACCGUUUAUCGUUGCGCUGCCAAAGUAAUAAGCCUGCAAAAACUACUUUUUACAUCGUAUAUACCCUACAAACUGGUACAAGCUUUAAUGGAUCGUUAUAAAAUACUUAAUGUAGACGCUAAUUUAAUGAUUCCACCAUUUCAAUUGACCACAUUCAUACAUGACUUAUAUCAUGCUUGUGAAACUUUGGGACAUUUUAGUAAAUCAUCAACUUAUAAUAUUGAAACGGCCACAAGUGUACUGGCAACAUUCUUUUGGAAUCUAUUCGACCCCAACCGAAGACAUUCCAUUUCAGUUCUGGAAAUAAAAGUUAUGUUUUUGUUACUUUGCAAGCAUAUUGGAUUUUUUGACUGGAGUACCGAAUUUUACAAUUUGCUGCAUGAUCCAAAGACAAGAUGUGUUCCAAAGAAAAAUUUUAAAUACCUUAUUAAUAUCUUAACGAAAGUUUUUAGCUACUUGGGAGAAGAUAAUGGUUAUGGACCACACAAUAUAGAAUUAAUAAUGGAGAAGUGUUUUGCUAAGUCUCAUAAUCUGUAUGGCUUAACUGAAUAUCAAUUCAAGAAUUUAUGGUGUGAUAAUCGCACACGUUUUAGUAUAUUCGCUAAUCUAAUAAAUCUUAUAAAACGUAUACAAGAUACGGAAAAACUAGUACAUAACAACAAUUGUGCUGCUUGCAAUACACAAAUCAUUGGUAUACGUUUUAAAUGCAGGAUAUGCAAAGAUUUGUCGCUUUGCUUUUCCUGUUUUGCAAUAGGAUAUGUAAAAGGAAAACAUGUGGCUAGUCAUCGAAUGUUUGAGGUGUUUAAUGAGGACGUAUCGCCAAAAAAAAUAUCGCAUUUUUUUGCAAACAUUUGUAAUAUUUUCACAAUAAGGCAAAGAAGUGAAGAGUCAAAAAGCUUUUGCAAUACAAACGAAUCGAACAGCGUUGAUGGCACUGAAUUGGAAACAAUAACACCCGAACGUACUAUAACCAAUGAUACAAUGACCACCGUUAUUGAAGCCACCAAUAUUGCGGUUGAAAACUCAAUUGCUGGACUUUCAACAAGUGCCUCGACUGCUUCAAAUGUUUCCGAACAUUUGCAAUCUAUUAUCGAUCGGCUUUUGCAACAGAAUUCGAAAAUUGAAAAACAAAUAAAAUUCGUCAAAACGUCGACACACGAGGAACUUAGCAAUUUUCUGCAAUCACAUCAAAAUUUUUUAAUUGGCAUAAUUAGCGAAAUGCGAAGGUUUUCGCAUAUAUCAAAGUCCUUGAGCUCGUAUCCGACAUCGAGUACGCCUAAUCGAUCGCUUACUGAGAAAACUCUAACGGAAACGGCGGCAGUUGCACCUGAUAACAUGAGUGUUAUGGGCAGCACUUUAACGCACUCAAUUGAUGGAGCAGAUUUGAAUCGUAGCUAUUUGAAUGCAAACAAAUCUGACGAUUCAAUUAAAGACCUUAGUACGUGGUUUAAUCAGCGUAGUCCAUCUGUUUUGGCGCCAAUAACAGAUACUAACAGCACAGAUUGCUUGGAUGUUUUACCACCAGCUAGAUCCAGACCUAGUGGAUCGGAAUCAGAUGGCAGUUUUGAAAUAGUUGACAUACGCGACACUGAUAUGAUGAAUUUUAAAGUGCUGUUGAAUAAAGUAAAGGAAAUCGUUGAAGACUCUUUCAGUGAUAAUACAGAAUUGGCAGCAGCAACACAAAAUUUGGAAAAUGUAUUAGAUAGUAUUGUGCGAAAUGAAGAGAAAAAACGAAGUAGUACUUAACAAAGAAUGCAACUAUUUUUAACACUAAAAAUAUUAAUAUAAAUUCAAGACUAACUUAAAAUUCAAAUCUCUUAGGUAGGUCUUAAGUAAAUAGUAAAUAGUAGUAUUUUCUAAGUAUGAUACCUCUAAUCAAAAGUAAAUUUAAUGAACACGUACAUAGGUACCAAUGUACAAGAAUUAGGUUAAGAGUAGUGUAUUAAAUUAUGCAUAAUAAAACUUUGAAUGCCUUGUCUUGAUUAA